This is a messenger RNA of Salpingoeca rosetta, 4124 nucleotides long. RefSeq lists its product as uncharacterized. The transcript is spliced from 9 exons. The record is from RefSeq and is a predicted model, not a curated record. Gene Ontology annotation, biological process: protein deubiquitination. NCBI's taxonomy places the organism in Eukaryota, Choanoflagellata, Craspedida, Salpingoecidae. The coding region runs from base 183 to 4124 and encodes 1313 amino acids. Gene Ontology annotation, molecular function: zinc ion binding; cysteine-type deubiquitinase activity.
AGAAAAGAAGCAGCAGCAGCAGGGAAAGUGUGCAGGCAGGAAACAAACCACACACAACAACACGCACACACGCACGCACACGCACACACACCCCACUCCAAGCAAGCAGCAGCCACUGCUGUGUUGAGAGCAUCCCACCCGCCACGGCGACACGGCAGCUGCCUUGCAGGAUAGGAGCAGAGAUGACGGCGAGGAGGGCGAGAUCUGAGAGAGCCGCAAAGCAGCGCGCAAAGGUGAAGCUGAGCAGCGCCUCCACAGGACAAGCAGCCUCUCAAUCACAGCGCCACAGCAACACUGCGGCUGCGAGGAAAAGUGCCAACAGUAGCAGCAGCAGUGCCCGUAACACACCAAGCAACAGCAGACCGGUGUCACCAAACAAGAAACGCACAGCUCGCUCAGCCUCAGCCACAUCACAGAAGCCAGCAACAGCAGCAACAGCAACAACAAAAGAGAGGGCCGGCAAAUCACGCAACAAGGCAGCAGCCGCAGCAUCAUCUGCAACAGCCACUGAUGGGGGCCUGAGACGAACCCGACGUGGAAUCGGUGGCGCUGCAGCGACCAUUUCGAAGCGUGGACAGCAGCAUCGACCGCCUGUCCCCGCCUCGGAGUUUGGUGUCAUCAACUGCCCUCACAUCACAAGCACCAAGUAUCCCAUUCUGCCUCCAAAGACAGUGGAGGCCAUUGUCAACCCAAGAAACUGGAUGUGUGAUGUGUGUGGGACGACCGACGGGGUGUGGGCUUGUCUACACUGCCCAUCGUUUGCGUGUGGUCGCCAGCAGAGCAAGCACGCCCUGGAUCAUCACCACAAAACAGGGCACGCGCUUGUCAUUGACAUCUGCUCCCAAUACGUCCACUGCUAUGCGUGCGAGGAUUGGGUGGUCGCUGACGACAGCUUUGAGGACCUUGCACAUCUUCGCGAGCGCCUGAGCACGAUCCAGAACCACGCUGCCCCGCCCUCCGUCACUCGUAGUGGCCGCGUUAUCCGCGCCGCCAGCCCGACAGAGGACACCCCGAUUGAGCUGCGGCAGGUUGAGCGGCUGGACCGAAUGGACACGGCCCUGCGGCGAUGGCGAAACUCAAUGCUCCUCUCCGCAUUCCUGGCCUGGCGCGCGUUUGUGCUUGCACGCAAGGACUCGGGCCCGCCAAGCGUCGGCAGCAACAGCGGUGACGACGAACUCACGCGAGGAGUAGAGGGUGAGGACGAGGAAGGUGAUGAUGAUGAUGAUGAGGGCGAGGAUCAGGAGGAAGAAGCGACCGAGGAGGAGAGGGACGACCAGGACGAGGGCGCUAAAGGGUCUGGUGAGGAAAGAGAAGAGCGGCUUCGAUCGCAACGACAGCGGCGUCUUGUUGAUGGCUCCACAAGGGAUGAGCAGCAGCAGCAGCAGCGACAAGAGGGCACAGGCCAUGGUGAUGGUGGUGAAGAGGGCGGUGAAGAGGGCGGUGAAGACGAGGAGCACGAGGAAAUGCCGUGGGCACGGGAAAGCGUGCCCAGCAGCCACGCCUGUGCCGACGAGAACGUGUUUGUGGGGCUGGGCAUGGCCAGGCGUGCCGCUGGUGAUGAGGAUCACGGCGCUGCACAAAAACGACGAAAAGGUGGUGCUGCCAAUAGCACGCCUACACAAAGGACGGUACCUAGAGUUAGGACACGAUCGCCUCUGAAGCGCCGGAACAGCACACUGCAGGCGGCAGUGGCGCAGCUGCUGUCACACCCGCGCCGCAAGAAGGGUGCAGAGACCACCGCAAAGAACCUUGCGGCACUGCGGCGGAUGAAGAUGGUGGUUGAGCCGGGCAUGUCAGGACUGCGCAACCUUGGCCAGACCUGCUACAUGAACGCAGUCCUCCAGGUGCUGUCGCACAUUGCCAUCUACCGGCUGUCGCUGUAUGACCUCGGCAAGCGCGGGCUGCUGCUCCUUCUCGACAACAAGAUGGCGUCGCGCCGCGCCAGCAACGCAGGCAGCGGCAGUGAUGACAACCCAGGUGCUCACCACCACCAGCAUCAACAGCAGCAGCAGCAGCAGCAACAACAACAAAACGAGCAGCAUCAGCAACAGCAGCAUGAGCAGCAGCGCAGCAACAACGCUGACAGUUUGAGCAUAGCUGCGUCGUCACUGUCCAAUGCAGAUGCAGCAGCAACAAAUGGAACUCCAACAUCCCAAUCAUCGUCAUCAUCGUCGUCGUCGUCACAGGCACAGUCGUUGCCGCACGCACCUCCACCGCCUUUGUCCACGGAUGCAACAGCAGUGAAGGAGGAGGAUGAUGGUGGCAGUGGUGGUGGUGGUCAUGGCCAAGCAGCAGAUGGGGCUGUGCGCGUGCGUGGCGGGAGCGAAGCAGACUCAACAGCAAUAUCGCCAAAUGCGCGCAUUGGGAGCUCGACCAACGCGGCGGCACCACCGCCAUCAGCAACGACAGCAACAACAACGACGACAACGACAGCAGCAGCAGCAGCAACAUCUUCUUCCUCUAGCGGUGGUCGUCGUGCUGUGUCGUCGUCGUCGUCGGCAUCACAGUCGCAGUCGCAGUCACCGUCACCGACGCGUUCUCCAGGUGCACAGCGCGCCUUCUUUGAGCGUCGCAUGGGGGCGUUGUCUCGGCAGUCCACGACAGAGUGUUUCACCUACUUGGAAACGCCCCUGCCGGGCAUGACGUCAUACCUGCGAUCACGCACCCGUGCGCGGUCGCAGCUGCCGGCGUCGGCAGCGGCAAUGCGGGUGACGCACCUGCUUGAAUCGCUCUUCCGCGUGCUGUGGUCCGGAAAGUGGGCGGUGCUCACCCCGGCCGCUAUCCUUGGAUAUGUGUGGCGGAUAGCGCCGGCAUUCCGCGGGUACCGGCAGCAGGACGCGCAGGAGCUGCUGCUGCUGUUGGAGGACGCUGUGCUGAGCGAUCUGGCGAGCGUCGAGAAGCGCCUGAAGCACGUGGCGCCGCCGCCCGCGUCGCUGUUUAUCCUGCGCAGUGCACUGCAGGGCCAGUUGCAGACGACCGUGCAGUGCACCACCUGUGGCCGCGAGUCCACGACGCAGCAGCCGUUUGCAUAUCUGCCCAUCGACGUGCCGGCCGACUGUGCCGGCGGUCGCAGCGGUCGUCGGCCGUUUGAGCUGGGCCCACUACUGUCACGGUUCUUCGCUGCGGAGCGGCUGGACGGGGUGUACAAGUGCGACGCGUGCUCACCCGUGCCGACACAGCCAAGCAAGCGCGCAAAGCGAAGCAUUGCACGCGCCAAGCGCCAGGCUGGCGGCAGUACUGGCAGCGUUGGUGGUGAUGGUGGUGAUGGCCGUGAAGGUGAGGAGGUUGGUGAUGCUACUGCUGCUGGCACUGGGGCGCAGCAACAACAACAGCAGCAGCAGCAGCGAGCGCGAGGGCGGCGGGCGUCUGAUGUGUCGGGGGACGUGAAGCGGCCGAGACGGCGACACAGCCGAGCGUCGACUCGCCUCAGCACCACCGAUGAUGGUGAUGGUGAUGGCGAUGGCGAUGGUGAUGGUGGUCGCAGCAAGAAUAACAACAGCAGCAAUAGUAGCAGCAACGGCAACACGGGGAGUGGAGUGGGUAGAGAACAGAGCGCGCCGUCGCAAGCGCACUUCCAGGCGCUAUCACAACCGUCAUCAUCAUCAUUAUCAUUGUCAUCAUCGUCACCGUCCAUGCCAUCGUCGUCCUCAUCGUUGUCGUAUGUGCUGCGGUCGGCCAUCAAGUCAACAGCAGUGUCCACGCUGCCGAGCGUGCUCAAGAUCCACCUCAAGCGCUUCUGCUGGGAGGGAACACAGCGAUGCAAGCUGCAGCACCACGUGGCGUGCCCCCUAACCCUGGAUAUGGAGAGCUACUGCGCGCCCGGGUGCGUUGUUGACGCUGACGGCCGGUUUGGAGAGACGGUGUAUGACCUGGCUGCUGUGAUCACGCACGAGGGGCGCGACUUGAAUGCGGGCCACUACAAGUGCUACUGCAACCUGCGCGGAUCUGCACAGCACUCUGAUCGGUGGAUUCUUGCCAACGACGCGCGCGUGCGCAUUGUCUCUGUGGAUGAGGUGUUGUCUGCACAGGUGUAUGUUGCGUUUUACGUGCACCGUGCAGUCACCGAUUACGUCUCUGAUUUCCUGCACGUGUAUCCCGACACCCCGCUUGUUCCACACCACUGA